Porites lobata is the source of this 11399-nucleotide messenger RNA. The record is from the annotation of a GenBank genome assembly. NCBI's taxonomy places the organism in Eukaryota, Metazoa, Cnidaria, Anthozoa, Scleractinia, Poritidae.
AUGGCCUCCUUUCUUCGUGGUCAAAGGGUUCCCAUUUUCUUCUUGUCAUUAGAACUUUUCUUAGCUUCCGUGGAAGGUAAGUGAUGCGAUUUAGUUCUUUUAAUUAAAAGUUAAACGUUUCCGUUUAAAUAUAUCUUUCGCUUACUUUAUAUCAUGUCUUGUUAUACGAACAAAUUCUAAUUUUCAAAGAAUGGAACGAGUGUGGUUAUGAAUUUUAUCCUCUGCAAGUGUCUUUAGCUAAUUUCUGCCCCUUUUUCAACCAUUUUCAAUUAUAGAAUAAUAUAUAGAUAUAAAUACAUUUUAAAUUUGUAUGCACAUAUUCUCAACUUAAAUCUAUUUUGGCAGAUUCGUUCUUUAACUUAGCUGUUAAUUUAUUCUUUAAGAAAUGUUGCAAUUUCUGCCCAACUGGGUUUCAAAACUCUUCUAUCAAAUGAAACGCUUACCUUCUGCAUGAAUGCUCUUUGAAUUUCUAAAAUAAUAAAAAAAAACAACAUAUAUUUAUUACCCAGAGGGGUAAUACGUACGUCCCGCAAGGAUAUUGCUGUUUCAGGUCAUAAUCACUUCUGUGAUGAUGAAUACUUAGUGCUUUUUAAAUUUGUUCAAGCUCAAUAUACUCCUAUAUACUGGUUAUGAAGAUAUCAAACAAGUAAAGGUGGAGAAGUGACGGCGACGGAACGAAAACGGCAAAAAAUCAAUAGGUUCAUAUUGGUAAAACAACAACUUUGCACCUGCAUCACGCUUUUUUGUACAUUUCUUAGCCGUCGUAGCACGACCACGACGUGAAUCUUCCGAAUUUCACGCGUCCGCUUUAUAAACUAGGUGAACACGACACAAUUUCUUGGCAACGUGACGUAACUACCUCUCCUCUCUAUUACAGCAGGGAUGACUAAUAACUUUCUUGGUCAUUUUUCCAUGCAUAGGUUUAAAACUUGAAAAAUCCCAUCAGUGUCAAGUUUCAUGCCCAUACUUGCCAUCCGUUGCAAGAGACGACAAGAAAAAGUUUGCCUAAAACUAAAUACACGUUUUAUAGCAGUUUUUAAAAGGGUAGCAGAUAGCGUGAAGUAAACCCAGUAACUGCUUAGCAUUGAGAUGAUGAAUAUGAUGCUUGAUAAUCUUUAUUGAGGAUGCCAACUUCACUUAAUUAGUGAUUUACAGCAGGGGGUGCUCUUAGACUAAAAUCAUUAACGAAAAUAACAAUUUACAUGAUAUUGAAGUUUAAAAAAAAUUACACGAUGAAGUUUAAAAAAUGGUGAAAGUUUAAAAAAAAUUACAUGGUUAUAAAAGUUGAAAACAUGAAAUAGACAUCAAUAAAAACUAAGAAUCUCAAAUCACUUAAAUUAUAAACAUAUAUUUAAUAAAAUACAAGUAUGUAAGCUACUUUUCAAUUGAAAAACAAUCGCUUCCAAAUAAGUACCUUUCAAAAUCUGUCCGGAACUGGAUGUCACAAAAGAGUUGUCAUCUAUUCAGCAGAGCAACAUGAGCUCUAGGCUAAGCUCUCUCCUCCCUCCACGGCCUACUUGUAUUUUCAUACAUUCUCCGCGUUUGAAGUCAUUUCUGGUGCCAAAGUAAACCAGUUUCAACAUAAACUGACUCUCGUUUCAGUCUACAACAACACAACGGUACAUAAAUGUUUCACUAUUAACUACCCCAUUUACCCCCGAUUUACAACAGUGCUGGAUCCAGACUGGAUCCAUCCAUCCAUCGCACUUUGUAAUAAACUAAGCUGUCGCAAUUUGUAAUAAUUCUAUCGCACUUUGUAAUAAACUUAAAUUGUUUUCUUUGGUCAAACAUGCGUGUCUUCCGACGUAAAUUUUUCUGCCCUAAUUAAUCACGUGACCAACGAGAAUCGCUUUUAUGAAAGACAUCAAACUUUCUGUGACAUGUCACCAAAAAAAGAUAUGAGUCAUUUCAUAUAUUUGAAUUCAAAAAUUUUUAAUUAACAAAAGCAACAUUUAACAACAGAAAAUUCAUGAAUAACCUGGCAUUCGCCGUCCCAAUCCAUGUUUGCUCGCCACGUGACACUUGAAGUCUUCUGGGUGGAAAUUAAAUGCCUUUUAAUAAGGGUCAUUUGUGUCUAGUGUGUCUAGGUUCUGUACUCUGACAACGCUCUGUCCAGCGGCACAUUCCCAUAUUGGCCAUAUAAGGGAGUACGCCCGGCAGGUAACCAUUGCAUGCAAACCAUCCAAUACAAUAGCAAAGUUUAAGAAUACAGAAUUUCGUACGUCAGAUAACUUAUCAACAUUAAUUUUUUAAAAAAAUGUUUAGGACCGUGAAUAAGUUAACUGGUUUGAAUGAGCGCCGGUAUAAAUUUUAAAAGUAAUUUUGUAAGUUACGUUCUUGCAGAUCGAGACGUCCUCAUCUUUGUUUACGAGGUACCAUUGAUAUUUCGGCAUUAUAUUAAUGUUCACGAAGUAAGUUGAAUCACGCUCAAAACAUUAUUACAAAGUGUGAUGGAAUUAUUACAAAUUGCGACAGCUUAGUUUAUUACAAAGUGCGAUAGACAGUUAUUACAAAUUGCGACUGGUAUUACUGCGAUGAUUACAGUCGACUCCCGAUAACUCGAACCCUCGCUAACUCGAGCCUCGCGCUAACUCGAACCAAAAUCGAUUUCCCUUGGAUUUCCGUCAUUCAUUCACUUUAAUUUUUGCCCUCGGUAACUCGAACCCUCCGGAUAACUCGAACUCCCGUUAACUCGAACCAUUUUCGUUUCUCCUCAGGUCAUUUUCUAUAUAAUUUUACCCCCGAUAACUCGAACCAUUUUUUGAGCCCUUAAAAAGUCGGAAAAAAAGCCGUAUACUGGCGUCCGAAACAUUGAAUUUUGGAUUUCCUAUUGACGAGUUGUAGGAGUAUAGUUUACUAGUGGAAGCUGAUGUCAAUUGUCACAGGCUAACGUGAAAAAAAAAAAAAACAGUAAAACGCAUGCUCUAUAUAGGCUAUCUUUUGUUACAUUAGGUUCUGAUUUAUAAUCUAGAAUUAUCUUUUAAUUUUCACUUGACAUUUCUACAAUCAAAUGUGAUUAAAAUGUUCACUGUGCAGUAAGAACUGUUUCUUACCUUACUGUAGGCUAUUUUCUUCGAACUCCCGAUAACUCGAACCUUUUUUCUAUUUCCCUUGAAGGUUCGAGUUAUCGGGAGUCGACUGUAUUACAAAUUGCGACAGUACAGCUAGGGCGUUCUCCAAAAAAAUUUUUUCGGCCCUUCGGGUCUCAGUGUGGUCUAAAAAUAAAUGGGGGGGGGGGGCCCCUUUCCCUAGAUCCGCCACUGUACAACCCUAUAAAAUUAAGGAUGCUAAUGCAGUAUUUACCAUCUUUGUCCCCCCUUUGCAGCAUAUAUUUGCCCAGAGCAAAUUUGAUCUACUUUUUUUUGUGCAGUGUUUUGUUCAUGUGCGUGGACGGAUGUUGACUGUUUCAGGUGAAUGUCGAGAACUGCGGUUUCCAGCUUCCUUCUCCUUUACCGCCAAACGUCUGCAGAACCACGCAAUAAGAACUCAGCAGGUCCCAGAUGUAGGUUUCUGCGAGAUACUUUGUUUGUGGGAAUCUAGCUGCGUCAGUAUUAAUUUCGAAGAGAAAACAAGGAGCUGUGAGUUGAACAAUGCAACUCAUCGAGGGUAUGGUUAUCACCUGGAGGACGAUGCCGACUACGUAUACCAUGGAGCAGAUGUAAGAGUACAUCAUAAGAUUUAGACUUAGAUUUAGAUUUAGCCAAACCAAAAGCGAAGCUCUCGUGGGAAUUUUGAAAAAAUGUCUUUCUGAAGUGAAGUUGUUUAAGCCUGCGAUCAGUUGAAUACCAUAACCGGGAUGCGGAAAAAUUAAAUAAAACACGUCACCUCAAUGAAUUUUUCACCUGACCCUGCGAUAAAGUCAUGUGACACUGGUCAGCAGAUACCCUAUUGUGACAGCUGUCAAUAGAUCAUAACAUGGAUGCGAGUAAGUAAGGCAUUUCACAUCCGCUAACAUUAAAAAGUGGAAGUACGAAAGGAAGAUUUUGUCGGAACCAAAUAUCUUGCAUGCAUAGAUUUACAAAAAGUUUCUAGAAAAUCCGGUUGGAUAAAGCAAAUGGAACAAAACGUUUUGGGUAGUUCCUGCGGACGAUCUCCAGGAGCAACGGAACAUCUGGAAAGGUAGUCCUGUUUUUCCCGACGGAAUAUUCCAAACGGAAAUUCGUGUUCCAUUUCUUAAGAGUCACCCUUGAUACCAGCUUCCAGGUCGUUUUUCAAUAAAUGGAAGUGAUUUGUACAAAUGGCAAAAGCGGUUGCAGGACGAAAUUUCCAAGUCCUGAAUUUUGCUUACCAUUUGCCUAAACUGUGGACCGAUAAAUCGAUAAAUCACUAUCAAGUACGCCACAAGAUUCAACUGUAAAAUGUUUACUGGUAAUGCCCUCACCUAGCUUCUGACGUCCGUCCUUAGGAGUGCGUUCCUUUGGGAUGAUCUAGAUCAGGAUCACUGAUCCGAGAUCACUCGGAUCAUGCUAGAUCAAGUGAACCGAUGACUCCUUAUCCAGAGUGGAUUCAUCGGUUCAUUUGACCUACCAUGAUCUGAGUGAUCUCGGAUCACUGAUCCUGAGCCGGAUCAUCUCAGAGGAACGCACCCUAGGACUUUGGGCUGGCAUAAACGCUUGGCAAAGCCCUGUCUGGCAGGUUUGGCCUCACCAUUCCGAUUUCAACUGAAAUUAUAUAUUACUUGUUAACCGAGAGUGGGGGCAAAUCUCAGACCGCGAGGCCUUGAUGUAUUGACCGAGCGAACGCAACGGCAAUACAUCAAGGCCGAGCUCUGAGAUUUCCCUACAAUGAGCAAACGGACGAGGUCAAUUAGUUAUAUAUUAUAUGGCCUUUUCAUCAUGGACCGCCUCAGUCAGCAUGCGAUCAAUUAAAACCAACAACUGGUCAGCAAAUAACAAGAGUUGUACACUUGAACCCGAGACACAGUGAGGUGACACUGGUCGGCGGAUGUUUUUUUUUCACAGCUUUCUGUAUGGCCAUAGGGAUGUCCACUAUUGUAUAUGCCUUGGAAACCUAGCUAGUAAUUCCCAGUCAUUACAAGAAAACAGCCGAUCAGAGAGCGCAUACUAUUGUAGCCAUGUAAAAGAUUAGGAGAGACUUUCUUUGAAAAAGUGCCCCGCUUAAUACCCACACUUUCUUUCCUGUGUGCAGAUCGGAUGCAGAAAUAGACAACAGCAUGUCUACUCGGCAGAUUUAGUCAACACAACGCCAAAUGCGAACAUGAUAGAGAGCGGAAAGGUGGAAAGGAAUUGUAGAGCUUAAUUAGCCUCUUACCAUGAGUCAUUUCGGUUUUUAGAACUGCGCGAGUCUACGUCACUGUCGUCACAUUGUCUAAUUUGCCAUAUCUGCUGACGGUCCUCUGAUUGUGGAGGAAAUUUUGGCAUGUCUUCCCCAGACAAGUUUCGCUUUGAUUACUUAGAUUUGCUACAUCAUUUAAUACCUUUUCAUCUCAUUCACCGUUCAUUUGUUUCUUGAAAGAGUGCUUGUGACGUCAAUCCAUGCCAUAACAAUUCUACCUGCCAGUCGGGAUUUACAGACCAACGGUAUCGUUGCGUAUGUGCGCAGGGUUUUACCGGCGAAGAUUGUGGACAGGGUAAGAAAAAAUGAAUUGAAAACGAUUUUGUUUUUCUACCAUUCCUUCUCACACCAUUACCAGAAGGAUGCUGCGGAUUAAGAAUUAUUUUAAGGGCCAGCUUUGAUUUCAUUUUUCUUUGUUAGGCAAAAGAAGUAAAAUAAAGCUAGGGAGUACUCUGUAUGAACCCUUGCUCACAACUUUGUGAGGUCGUCAGGACGAACGAAAGCGUACCUGGGGACAAUUAAGGGGGCAGAACAGACUCGUACCCAGACGCUAUAUAUGUGUUUUGGGUUAGGGGUUAGGGUUAGGGUUAGAAGAGAAGAUUGGGGUUCAGGUUGAGGCGCGCGCGGGAUAUCAUGGGUAGCUUUUCGCUACUAGUGGGCUAUAACAUAUAGCCCAGUAGUAGCUCAACCAAUCAGAACGCAGCAUUGAUAAUAGACCACUAGUUGGAUUUUACUAAUGAGGAAUAACUAGAAUGAUUGAGUCAUACUUCUCAAACUCAUUAAUAAUUCAUAAAGAAAAUUCAAAGGAAAUUAAUGUUUAAUGAGUGUUUGGAUAUCAGAUGAAAAACUGCUCAUUUUUGCAUCCUUAAUUUCUCCUUCAAAAAUGAUUUUGUUUGAGAAGAAAUAUCAAACAUUCGACACAGUGUUUCAUCACCAGAUGAAACACCUCGAAGUUCGUCAAAAAUACUCCGCUGCGCGUCGUAUUUUCAACUCUCUUCUCGGUGUUUCAUCUGGUGAUGAAACACUACGUCUCAUGUUUGAUAUAUUACCUCAAAUAUCAGCUCUAUUCAAGUUUUAGAGAAAUUCAUUCUUCGAAGUUCGAAAAAUGCUAUGACGAUCAAUAUUCCAUUUUCUUCUUUCUCCUCCAUGUGUUAUUAACGAGUUUCAGAGACGCCACCUAGAAUUUAUAAAGUUACUGUUAAUCGUGUGUUUGAUUUUGCUGUCUUUAAAUAAUAUAAGCAGGCAUACAUUUCGUCAUAUUUUUUAAAUGCAAUAAGAUGAAAAUAAUCUGUCGCUAUUUUCCUCCAGCUUACGAAACCGUUGGAUGUUAUAAGGACACCGCAAAUCGAACAAUCUCAAGUCUAGAAGGACAGGACCCAAUUUUAGAUGGACCAUUCACGGAACGAGAAAACGCCAUUUCCAAAUGCGCGUCGGCUGCCAUCAAAGCGGGUUUCAUUAUUUUUGCAAUUCAGGAUGGUGGUCAGUGUUUCUCUAGUGCCACUGCACCGCAAACGUUUGACAAAUAUGGAGAAUCAAAUGAUUGUCAGUCUGAUGGGGAAGGAGGACGGAUGGCCAAUCAAGUUUAUUACAUCAAAGGUACGAUAUAAUGGUCAUAGAAAAAAAAAUACUGCUCCGGGAAGGAGCAUUGCCAUCAUUGCCAUUUAUGGGCUAUAUAGGUUUAUUGUUCAUCCAAAAUAUUUCGCCGUCUCUGAUUGGUUCCAAUCUUCCGGCCAUUUUUUCAUAGGCAACUGACGCUUAUCAUAUUUGGAAGAUGCAAGCAAUGUAUCAUCGAUGCGAUGGUAUAUUUAGGUUGUUCGAUGGUAUAUUUACCUGAAAUCGAGGCUGCUUAAGUGAUAAUAAACUAAUAAACGGCUUUCUCGGCUUUCCAAAAAACCGAAGACUAAGUCUUCAACAAAGUAUACGAGGAUUUAUGCUUACUUUACUAGAACUAAGAGAUAUUUUGAAUGAAUAAUAAAACAACUAUUGAAUUGGGCUUUCGUAUGAUGCGAAGAAUUAUGCUGAUCUCGGAGGCUGUUCAGGGGCAGCCAAGGACGGUUUCCUCCUAAACGCAUUGAAAAGUCUUUUUAUGCUAUCCAGAGUACUUUUAGAUCUCUAGAAAUGUAUUCUUAGCAGCGCUAUAAAAUUUGCAUCUGUUCGGUCAUCCUAGGGGAACUUGAGGCCUUUCGAAAUUACAAGGGUUUCAGUGUUAUUUUUCCGAAAAUUUUAGAUGCAGUUGAACGUGUUACGAAAGUGAGAAUUUUUCUUGUUCUUCUUUCCAUCUCAUUUUUGAAUCCGAAAAUUUUAGGUUUUCUUUUUUUACGAAAAUUAGCCAAACAUAAGGGGUAAAAGAUUAAAAAUUACUCUUCAGAAAAUAGUAGGGAUUUUUUUAGAUAAGCUUCGAAAAUUGUACCUGAAUGGAACGCUCUUCUAGAAAUUUUUAGCCGUAUUCAAGCAAUAGAAUGUUGUAGGCAAUAUUUGCUUCUCCGAACAGAUAUUUUACAGAAAACAGUCGUUGGGUGCCCCUAGCUGUUAUCCACCCCGGCCAAUAACAUUCUUCUCGACCCGCAUAAUUAUUCACAUCCACCUCAGUCUCAUUCAAUAAAGAUGUUUAAUGUACCAUUCUGAGGGUUGUGGUUCCAAGCAGUUUAGUCUUGGAUAGGGUCAUAGAAUUGAGGGCGUUUUGGUCUAGAACGGGGUAUUAUUUUCCAGGAAACUGAAAAAAUGGGUGAUGAUUUUAGUCUGGACUUGGGAAACUGCGCAAUUGACACCCAAAAGAUGAAAUCCGAAAAUUCAAAUUUACUGACAACUCAGUUUAAUAGCAAAAGCGUCGACCUCAGCAUUGUCUGGAAAUAGCGACUCAAGGAUGGGAAGGGAUUUUGGGAGUUUUAAUAGUCAGUUAUAGGGUAACAAAAGUCAGCAAAACUAGAUCUGGUCAAGAGUCAAGAGAGGGUCUCUUGAUCUGUUAUAGACUAUAGCGGUUUCACGGUCCCAGCGGUAUAUCCCCCGAUCGAAAGUAGCACCUUAAGAUUUGCAAACUGCAACAAUCAUCGUAUGGAAUUAACCCAUUUGCUCCUGGAGAUUUUGCCGAAAAACGCCUUUUGAAGCUAGUCGAGUGUUUUUCUGGUCACUGUCGUGCUAUAAAGAGCUACAACUUACCACAAACCGGUUUACAGGUCGUACCCUUCACGGCCUUCUGAUCCAGAUGCAAAAUAUCAGCUUGCGAAGUUCGGGCAUGCGCAGAAAGCAAAAUUUCCCCUCUUUUUUCGCUUUUCGGCAUUUAGCAGGUUUUAUUUUGGUGGAAAGAGUUUGUAGGAAAGCCUUUAGGAUCUUAGGAUUAGGUGAAAGGAAAGGUAGGUGAGCAAUGGAACAAGAUUUUCAUGAAGAUUUUCAGGUCAAUAUUACAUGGUUUUUUUGCCUGUUUCUCCGGUGUCGUUGACUGAAAUGUGCUCAUUCUGGUAUGGCUUGAAAGAUCUCUUCACUCUGCACAAGUUAGCGGACAAAGUCGUCCUUGAUCGUUGAAACUGAUGACGUCACAAGGGGUGGAAAGGACGUGGAUCCGCGGGGCGGUUACGGGCGGUUCAGGGGCGAAUGGGUUAAGCAGUAGGAGAGAAUUUCGCGACACAACCAGAGUCGCACUGAACAAUUGAAAACGCAGGAUGAUAGUUGGAACUCCAAGAUCUCACACAUACUGCAGAACCUGAUCGUCAAAAGUUGGUUAGCGCUUUCCACCUGAAAAACUGCUAUUCGGUGGAUGAGUAUUACGAGAACCAAUUGUGCGCUAUCCUUCGGAUAGUAAGUUUUCCAUUGGAUAGCACUUUCUACCUUUUUGACCGCAACUGGGACCAGAUCUCUUUCUGUAUAACGGCAAAAGUUUUCCCUACCGUAUUCAUUCGAUUAACCGCCCUGGGCGCUUAUUAAAUUUUUGGACAUUGAGAAUGGGCGCUUAUUCGAGGCUGGGCGCUUAUUGAAUUUUCACCAUUUUCAACAAGUAUAGUAUGUUUUCUUUGCAACAAAACAAUAAAUGGUAAUAACGAAACGCGAAGAUGUAACAAAGCAAGGUUUCUGUAAACUACCCCUACUCUGAAGAAAACUCCGUCUUCGGGGAAGUCUGUUUAUGUCAGUAUUUAUUCAAUCUCAUUGUAACCUUAGUGGGUGGGGUGGGGGUGGGCGCUUAUUAACUUUUUCCGCCUUUAUGAUGGGCGCUUAUUUGAGGUGUGCGCUAAUUCGAGGUUGGGCGCUUAUUCGAAUAAAUACGGUGUGUCAAAAGAAAAGUGGCGAAUUAAAGGGGCUAUGUCAGCUGGAGAGCAUGCGCUCUGGGGUUAUGCAAAUUACUUUCAACUGUCAAAAUUCUAUUGUUUUUAACGCGUGACUUUCUCCAUGUGCGCUCUGAGGUUAUGCAAAUUACUUUCAACUGUCAAAAUUCUAUUGUUUUUAACGCGUGACUUUCUUCAUGUUCUCUGUCACGUCCAAGGUUCCGAAUUUAGAGAGGUUUAACAAGCGAAAUGGGUUUAGAUAAGGGAUAUUUCGAUAGAAUUUAUGGAACGUUUCUUCUCUGGUUAUGCUAGAUCAAGAACAAAAUUGUGACGACAAUUUUACUUGUAGUUUUGAAGUAAAAACGCAUGCCAUUCAUAAAAUAGAGCGCAAACAAAAAUUCAACAACAACAUAUUGUCUUAUUCAACAAAAUAAAUGGAAGUUGUAUUUUACAAACGAGCUACAAAAGACGCUAGACCGAAGAUAAAGACCAAGACUGUUUCAAAUCAUUAACAAUUAGACUUGUCUGUCGCUAUUGAUUUUAUAAUUUAGAUGCUGAUAGAACAAGAGACCAAGUCUUUGUUUUGAUCUUAGGGAAACAUACAUUAUCGCGCAAAAUUGUUCGAUCGUGCCGAAUCACUGCGACGUCGAGAAAAACAGAACCCAGCAUCAUUGGUAUACUUCUCCACUAUAAGCAGUCCGUUGAUAAAAAGGGAAAGUAAACUCUGCUAUUUUCCAAAAUUAUGGUCGAACACAAACAGUUCAAAAACAUGGCAUUUACAGGAUCUAACUCGUACUAAGGUGCCUCUCUAAGUCCGUUGAGAACAAUCUGGACGAGCAAACGGUCGUGUUUAUCUUUGCCGUGAAUCGAGAUAAAUACAAGAAGGAAUCUAGCCGAAUUUUAGAAUGUUUCCUUCGCCAGGAGUUUAGUUUCGUCACGAAACUCAUGGCCUGAUGCUCUUGUAAUCGUUUACAAAAAACGGCCGCCGCCAACUCGAUAGCCGCUUCAUUAUAUGUCCACAUACUUUGAGUACAAGAAAAAUCCAAGAGCCAGCAGCCUCUAAAAUAACUCAAUAGAAAGGUCCUGUGAACUAUAGGGAAGAUUCCAUCAAAGAUUCCAUCACUCAUUGUGGAGUAGCCGUCAUUAACUCUGCCAUUACAACGGCCGCUGAUAAGAGGACAGAGUAAAUCCACGUAAAAACAUUCCACAGGCAAACAAUUUUAAAAUAACGCCAAAAAAUUGUUCUGUAAUCACCAUAGAACGAUUCUUAAUACAAAACUUCGCUAACUAUCGAGCGAUGGCUGAGAUUUAGACAGAUAAAAACAGCCUUCCAAAAUCUCCGACACAACUUGAAAAAGUUGGGCCGUCUUUUUCAAGUUUGUUUUCAUUGGCUCGCGCAUGCGUAUUGUGUGACAUAGCCCCUUUAAAUAAAACCUGAACACGUGUGGACGGGGUCUAAUUACGCGGGAUGACGUAGUCAGCCAACGUCAUAAAUUCGGUUAGGCAUUUCUUUCGUAUUUUUUGGUUAUUCAUUAGUACCAACGCAAAUUCCAUUUUUCAGGAUAUGAUAGCGUUGGAUGCUACAGAGAUACCGGCGAUCGCGCAAUUCCACCCCUGGAGAGGAGGGAUCCUAUUUUGGACGGACACUACCGAGUUCGAAAAAAUGCAAUUGCCAAGUGUGCGGUAGCUGCAAUAAGAGCAGGUUACAGUAUUUUUGGUGUUCAGAAUGGCGGAUGGUGUGCAUCUAGUGCUUCAGCUCCCCAAACAUUUGACAAACAUGGGGAAUCUAACGCUUGUGAAGCUGAUGGCGAAGGUGGACCUUGGGCCAAUCAUGUUUAUACUGUAAUAUAG